Molecule: messenger RNA, 1428 nt
Organism: Quercus robur (English oak)
Lineage: Eukaryota; Viridiplantae; Streptophyta; Magnoliopsida; Fagales; Fagaceae
Product: probable aspartyl protease At4g16563
Exons: 1
Coding region: 1-1428 (475 amino acids)
Cellular component (GO): extracellular region
Source: RefSeq, a predicted model, not a curated record
AUGGCUUCCAUGUUGCUCUGUUUCAUACUCUGUUUCUCAAGCCUCUCUGUUUCUUUAUCAGAGGUUGUGGUUUUACCUCUAACUCACUCCCUCCCCAAAUUCAACAGUACCCAACUUCUCUUCAAAUCGCUCUCCAUUCACUCCUCCAUUCGCUUCCAGCAACACCAGCAAAAAAAACAAAACCAAAGCCAACAAAUCUCUAUCCCACUAUCAGAAGUCGGUGGCUACUUCCUUUCCAUCACAACCGGCUCAAACCCUUCAAAAUCCAUUUCUCUCGUCAUGGACACUGGCUCUCAUAUCGUCUGGUACCCUUGCUCCCCUUACAAAUGCUUUCGCUGCAAAACCCCACCCACACUUCUAAAACCUCCCAAAAAUGCCUCGGUUUCAUGCAGCUCCCCAGCUUGCCCCGCCGCACACCGUUCGAGAUCUCCCGACCCCAGUGAUAUCUGCGCCGUUGCUGGUUGCCCUAUAAAGCUUAUCGACAACUCUGAUUGCGACUCUUAUUCUUGCCCACCUUUCUACCUUGCCUACGGUGAUGGAAGCAUAAUAGCUCGCCUUCACAAAGAUAGUGCAUCCGUACCCACCUCCUCAGUUCCUUCUCUCAUUCCAAAUUUCACUUUUGGGUGUGCCCACAAAUCUAUCAAUGAGGAAGUUGGGGUCGCUGGGUUUGGUCCUGGUUUGCUUUCUUUGCCAUCACAACUCGCUACUGUCUAUCCUCAAGUCAGUAAAGGGUUCUCUUAUUGCUUGGGCGAUUCCUCGUUUAAUAACUCCGAAAUUCCUAGUUCGAGUGCACUCUUUCUCGGCCUCAAAGACGAGUCGGGUAACUCCUCAACUGAGUUUUCGUACACGCCCAUUCUUGACAACCCGAGUCACCCUUACUAUUACACGGUUGGACUGGAGGGAAUCUCUGUGGGAAAGAAGUAUAUCGCGGCACCGGAGCUUGUGAAACGGGUUGACCAGAAUGGGGAUGGCGGGACAAUCGUGGACUCGGGAUCAACGAUGACGACGUUGCCGAAGAGUCUACAUGACUCGGUGGUGGCCGAGUUGGAUCGGUUUAAUAACGAGCGAGCGAAAGUGGUCGAGGACAAGUCGGGAUUCGAGAGGUGUUAUUAUUUCGAUGGCGAUAUGAUGAAUAUGAAUCUUCCUGCCGUGGUUUUACACUUCGUUGGGAAUGGUAAUGGAUCCAGUUCCAGUGUUACGAUACCUAGGGGUAAUUAUUUGGUUGAAAUUUACGCAGAAAAAAACGAUCCUAACCAGAGGCACAGUCUGUGUUUGACACUCAAAAACGGUGGGGAUAAGAUUGGUGGGUUCGGGGCUGUUUUUGGGUAUUUUAUGCAACUAGGGUUUGAGGUUGUUUAUGAUUUGGCUAAUAAGAGAAUUGGAUUUGGGAAGCAACCGUGCAAAGCACUUUUGGAUAAAGUAAAAUAA